Molecule: messenger RNA, 1611 nt
Organism: Ustilaginoidea virens
Lineage: Eukaryota; Fungi; Ascomycota; Sordariomycetes; Hypocreales; Clavicipitaceae
Exons: 3
Coding region: 1-1611 (536 amino acids)
Biological process (GO): peptidyl-arginine methylation
Cellular component (GO): nucleus
Molecular function (GO): protein-arginine N-methyltransferase activity
Source: RefSeq, a predicted model, not a curated record
AUGGAGCACCAGAUUGAGCAUCAACCCUCACCAUCCUCUAACUCCGACUCCUCAGAAGGGAGCAACUGGCUUGAUGUCGAGCCUGACAUGGAAUGUGUCAAAUAUAUAUCCCUCUUUGAUGCGAACUCGUUCAAAACGCUCCCCGAAAUGCUUGAAUAUUGCAAGCAGCAGCACAAUUUCGACCUCAUGGCAAACGCUCGUCGCCUCCGGCUCGACUUCCUCGGGACCGUGAAGCUGGUGAAUUUCAUUCGCACCUACAUCGAGAGCCAAUCUGCACUGCCGGAAAGAAUUUCGGCAGAGGACAUUGACAACGAGCGCUAUCUGAAGCCAGUGCUUGAGGAUGAUGCGGUUCUCUUCUCUCUUGAUGAAGUAUUGGAAACCGCUGGUGAAGACGAGAAGUCGGCGUCAUAUAUAGUGAAUGACGCAGCCAGUGACCUUGAGCGAAGCAAGGCAUUAGAAGCGGAACUACAGUCCAUUCGCGAAAAUUUCGCAAACUAUCGACUUGCGGUAGAGCAGACACUAAAUCGUCGCUGGGGUGUCGAUGAUACACCCAAGGCAUCUCUUGGUUCCAAUUGCAAGGAUCCGUCGGGCUAUUACUUUGAGUCGUAUGCUGCGCAUGAGAUUCAUGAGACAAUGUUAAAGGACUUUGUCCGCACUAAUGCGUACCGUGACUUCAUUUAUCAGAAUAAACAACUCUUCAAAGACAAGGUAGUGCUGGACAUUGGAUGCGGGACCGGAAUUCUGAGCAUGUUUUGCGCGAAAGCUGGUGCAGCUCGCGUAAUUGGCGUGGAUAAAUCCGACAUUAUUGACAAAGCUCGAGAAAAUAUUUUCAACAACAACCUGUCAGACAUUGUAACCUGUGUAAAGGGUAACAUUGAGGAUAUGACGUUGCCUGUCGACAAAGUCGACAUCAUCGUCAGCGAAUGGAUGGGAUAUUGUCUACUGUAUGAAGCCAUGCUGCCAAGUGUUCUCUUUGCCAGGGACAAAUAUCUGCGGCCUGAUGGCAUUUUGAUUCCUAGUUCUGCAACACUCUGGAUUGCGCCGGUAAGAGACGAAAUUUAUAUCUCGGAGCAUAUAUCAUACUGGCGAGAUGUCUACGGCUUCGAUAUGAAAGCAAUGCAGGAAGGAAUAUAUGACGAGGUUCGGAUUGACACUAUGCCAAAAUCCUCGCUUUGCGGCGAACCGUUUUCUUUCAAGGUUCUGGAUUUGUAUUCAGUCAGUCCCGAAGACCUGUCUUUCAAUGCGGAAUGGGCUACGGAGAUGAAUGCGGUGCCCGGGGGGGUAGACGGGUUUCUUAUUUGGUUUGAUACCUUUUUCUCGCCCUCCAGAACUGCCUCGCUACCUCAAGCCAUGACGACACCUCAUACUUUUAGCCUUGCUGGUCCAGGUAAUGUAGCAUUUACUACUGGUCCGGACGGUCCAGAGACUCAUUGGAAGCAAGGCCUUUUGCUAGCAGAGCCGCAAGAGUCCACUCAACCCAUAUUGACGCUGCACCGCCUGGUUGGGAAUAUAACUUUCUCUGCACAUUCUGACAAUGCACGAGCUCUCUCGCUUCGUAUUGCAUGGUCCACGGAGCAUGGCGAAAAUGUUCAGACGUGGGAACUAAAAUAG